Messenger RNA from Tyto alba (common barn owl), 8079 nucleotides. It is a transcript of the gene ATMIN, whose product is annotated as ATM interactor. Gene Ontology annotation, biological process: regulation of transcription by RNA polymerase II. NCBI's taxonomy places the organism in Eukaryota, Metazoa, Chordata, Aves, Strigiformes, Tytonidae. The record is from RefSeq and is a predicted model, not a curated record. Gene Ontology annotation, cellular component: nucleus. Bases 17 to 2410 code for a protein of 797 amino acids. The transcript has 4 exons. Gene Ontology annotation, molecular function: transcription cis-regulatory region binding; DNA-binding transcription factor activity, RNA polymerase II-specific.
AGCAGCUGACAGCAACAUGGCGGCGGCAACGGCGGCUGCAGCCGGGCGGCGUGGCGGGGGGUUGGGGCGGCCGCCGGCGCCCGUGCCCGUGCCCGUGGGGGACGUGCCGCCCGGCGGGGAGCUGGUGCGGCCCUCGGUGACGGAGCUGUCCCAAGUGAGGACCAACAUCCUCUGCACGGUGCCCGGCUGCGGCAAGGUCCUGCGCAACAGCCCGGCGCUCAACAUGCACCUCAGCAAGGCCCACCCGCUCCAGGAUGGAAAAAUUAAUGCACCAAUAAGGAAGGGUUUGAAAACUUCACAGAAAUUCUACUGCUGUCCGAUUGAAGGCUGCCCUAGAGGACCAAACAGACCAUUUUCCCAAUUUUCUCUUGUAAAACAGCACUUUAUGAAAAUGCAUGCUGAAAAGAAGCACAAAUGUGAUAAAUGUAGUAACUCCUAUGGUACAGAAUGGUACUUGAAACAACACAUAGAGGUCUGUGGCAAGACUUUCCAGUGUACUUGCGGAUGCCCUUAUGCCAGCAGAACAGCAUUACUGUCUCAUAUUUACAGAACUGGCCAUGAAAUUCCUGCGGAACACAGGGAUCCUCCUAGUAAGAAAAGGAAAAUGGAAACCUCCGUACAUAAUCAGCAGUUGGCAGAGAAAGCAAAUGAAGCAUUCAUCAGUACACGCAAUAACAAUCCUGGCGCUCAGGAACUAGAGUCCUCUGAAGUGAAACUAGUGGCCUCUCUUGAAGGCUCCUGCAGUUCUAACUUCACAAACCAAAUGCAGCCAAGAAGUACACCGAAGAUGCUUUUACCAAAGCCUAAGGUGGCUUUGGUUAAACUUCCAGUGAUGCAGCUUGCUCACUUGCCUAUAUAUGUAUUUGCAACAGAGUCUUCUGUCAAACCUGCUGUAGUGGCUGUUGAUAAUCGAGGUUCAGUUGUGAGUACUGUUCAUCUAUUGCCUCAAUCUAUAGGAAUUCUGAUUCCAGCACUGGAGGCAGAAACACUUGUAUUUAAAGAUACUAUGCCUGUAUCAAAAGUGACAAAUUCUGGUGAUCAUGAACCAGUAAGUACUGGUGUACAAGUUGAGUUGGAUAAGGUUACAUCAAACAACACAGCACAAGAGCUGGGGAAUGUUUGUCACAAGAAUAAAAUUUCUUCAAUAAAUAUACAGACUGACUUAUCCUAUAUUUCACAGAACUUUUUACCGGCUGCAGCCUGGACUCCCAGUUCUUCUGUAUCCUCUUGCUCUCAGACAGAUCUGUCAUUCAGUUCGCAGGUUUCAUUACCCAUCAGUGUGCAAACACAGACACUGCUGCCUGCUUCCAAACUGACUUCAUCCAUAGCUGCUCAGACUGAUGCUUUUAGUCAGGUUUGUUUUCCAACGUGUGGCAUUUCUAGAGAGACCCAAACCAGCAGGACACAGGACUCUAUUGAUGGAAGAGUGCAGAUGGACCAGGCUGUAAUGUGUGGUGACAUCUUUGACAAUGUUCAUUCAUCAUAUAAUGUUUCUACUCACAUUGAACUUCCAGAAAACAAUUUAAUGCCUGCAAAUAUAGAUCAAACCUUGCUGCAAAGGAGUAAUUGCAAGAGCCUGAAUCAAGAUACGGUGAAGUCUGAAUCCCUUAUCAGCUUCAAUACACAGACUAAUAUACUUCCACCUCAAAAUACGAUGGAUAAUCAAACCCAGACAAUGGACCUGCUAAAUGAUCUGGAAAACAUCUUUUCAGGAAACAUGUCUGGCCAGACACUGGAUAAUCGUGGCCUUUUGUCUGAGACAAGUUCUAAUGCUGACACACAUUUGCCAUCUGGUCCAUCACAGAGCACGGGAAUAGACUUUGACAUUGAAGAAUUCUUUUCAGCAUCCAAUAUCCAAACUCAGACUGAAGAGAGUGAGCUUGGUACCCUAAACUCUGAGCCGGUUUUGGAGUCACUGGACAUUGAAACUCAGACUGAUUUCUUAUUUGCAGACAGUGCCACUCAAUCAUAUAGCUGCCGAGGAAAUUCUAACUUCUUAGGGUUGGAGAUGUUUGAUACACAGACGCAGACAGACUUGAAUUUCUUUUUGGACAGUAAUACCCACCUGCCUUUAGGAAGUAUUCUGAAGCAGUCUAGUUUCUCCAUGAGUACUGACUCAUCUGAUACAGAAACCCAGACAGAAGUAUAUCCAGCUACUAAAAAUAUGCCUACUCAGAAUACUGAAAGCAAAGUCCAACUCAGUAGCGCUGAAACACAGACUAUGGAUAGCUGCUUUGAGAAUCUAGGGAGUUUAUUCCUUACCAGCAACGAGACACAGACAGCAAUGGAUGACUUUCUUCUGGCCGACUUAGCCUGGAAUACAAUGGAGUCCCAGUUCAGUUCAGUAGAAACACAGACCUGUGAAGAGCUGUGCUCCUUGUUUCAGAGCUCUGACAAGCCCAGCCAUUGAGUACCAUGUGAUAUAACUGUUUCCUGGGAUUUGAAAUUAAGUUAUUGGGGUAGGAGAGAUGGCUUGACCAAGUUAUCCACUUUGCAUUAUUGAAUGUAGUUAUCGUGAGCAGUUUGCCUAAGAGACUUUUCACGCUGAAGGUACUCUGUUGAAUAUGUAACUUUACAUAAGCUAUGUGUGUAUAAAUGGAGGGGAAGACGGUUGUAACAUGUUAAUGGACAUUUGAACCUUAAGAAAAGACUUACGUGGUGCCUAUGUCUUUUCCUCAAACUUCUUUACAAAGCUGAUACUGCUUUCAUUUAAACGGAAGAACUUUUAAAGUUGUUCUGUAGAUAUAUAGAUAUAUACACACACAUGUAUUUAUUCCUGGCUUACAUACGGGGUUCCAACGUGCUGGACCAAAACCCUGACCUGUCCAAUUCAGAUGCUUCUCUGAACUCAUGGGGGAGGAUUCUAUUAGUGUAAGCUACUUCUGCUUACUUUUUUUAGUAGCUUGUAUUUUAAAUCUGGCAUGAACAUAAUAAGCUGUAUUAUCUUCUUUUACUUUAUGCCUUCACAGCUCUUUCUCCUACAUAAGUUGGUAUUUUCCAAAUACCUGUCCAAUACACUAGACACAUAUAGACUCUUGAAUGGUUGAAUAUAUUUAUUAUUAAAAAUACGUAGAAAGCAGUACUUCUUUUAUUUUUUGCCCUGAGUGGCACUGAUACCCUUUGAAGGGUAGGAAGAGAACUUGGAAUACAUAAUUGUAGGGAAAAUUAGUAUGUCCUCCUUUUAGCUAGUGUAAUAAAUGGGACUAAAAUUUUUAGAGUCUUCAGGAGGGAUUUGCUUAAAUUAUUUCUGUCUGUAAGUUGCAAAUGUUAUAAUGUGUGUGCCUCAAAGACUGGAAUAAUUUUUUUUUCUGAAAUUCUCCUAGCUUUAUUAAGAUAAAAGUUGAGAAAUGUCAAAGUGAUUUAUACCUCUCUUACCUUAACAGAAAUAUUUAGAAAUGGGAAAUUAAAUUCUCUAAAAUGCUCACUCACCUAGACUCCUCGUUUUGGACUUCCCAUUUCCAAAAAAAUUGGAAUUCGUACAACAGAGCUUGGAGAUCAGCUCACAGAAGUUCUUUCAGAACAGCUGUAUCUUGCUUUUGCGCAUUGAUCUGCAGACAUCAGUUCCUGCAACUUUUAGAGAGUUUUUCUGAGUAUAGUCAAAUACAAACUGAUUUUUCAGAGAAAUGUGUCACCUCUUUGAAUUUUUCUUAAUGUUAAUCUUGCCCCUCCAGCCGUUGUGUGUAGUAGUUUUCAUUUGCAUGAAAAAAACCCUAAGCCAGUUGUGAAUGUAUGAUGGAAUUUGGCCUUAACAGAUUUUUAUCUCUUACUAUAAUACCUGCAAAAUGUAUGCCUCUGGUUUUGUCCUGGAGGGUUUUAGUUUCUGUUACCUUCAGUGAAAAGAGAAAUCCCUUCGUGUCAAGUUCCCAGGCCUGUAACAGACUUUGUUCCUCUACUGUGAGAGGAGAUGCAUUGGCUGCAUAUUUAUUAGCCUACCUGUCCAUAAAUGUGUGUCCAAGCCUUAGUUUUUGAAGACUCACUAUGCUUUGUGCUUCAUAUCCUCAAAAAGGACGUGGGAGUUAAGUUACUCAUCCAUUGCAGCUAGCUUGUUUUCUUGAAAAUGAACACUGCUUUUUUUUUUUUUUUGUCUAUUCCUACCACUCUUUAAAUUGCCAUAGUUAGCACACUAAUAUGGUAAGCGUCUCUCCUUUUACUUGAAAUUAUCUCCUUAGAUUAACCCUGAAACUCAUAUUUUCCACCUCAAAAACUCCUGAAACCACAGCUGUGUUGUCUGUUUAAUUUUUCAACAUUUCUAGGUGUGAGUUCAGACACUUGAAGUCUUGGCCGAAGAAACUGCAGAAAGGAAUCUUGCAGUUCCCCCCCAGGAGUACAGUAAUUCUGCUUUGGGGAAAGUCCCCCCAGGUUUCACAGUGCCUAGGGUUCUGAUCCUAAAGGUGGGAUGGGUUAAAAAGGAAGGCAUUGCCUGUAAUUCUGCUUCUUCUGGAGAUACAACUGAUUCAUAUUUACUUGCCUACUUUGAACUAGGGAAAUAAAUGGCAAAAUUAGGUUAAUUUAUUCGAUUGCAUUGUUUUUCUAGUGUUGCUUCUUCAGGUUUUAAAGUGGUUUUCCUUCUUUCUUCCCCCUGGCUGGAAUACCAGAGAACAUCUCUUCAUACAUACGCUUCUGUUUCCCAUGUGCAAGUUGUCAGUACUGACACAUGAAAGAGAAGCAGUUAUUAUAAAUCUGGUUGGGGAAAACUGCAUUUCCCACGCUGUAGAAGGCAGAAACUGUUCAUUACCUCUGAAUUUAGAAAGCCGGUCUUUUUCCUGCAAGAGGAGGAAUCUUAGGUGAUGAGGGGCAGAAUUACAGAAGGCUUUGAAUUGUAGCCAUCUGAGACACCAGCUAGCAUUUAAAGAACUUUGAAACUAAUUUACAAAUCAGGAUGAGAAUUGCCACAUUCUUAGGUUGUAAGUCAAAUCUCUUAACAUCAGUGGCUAUCAGAAGAAGUCUUUAGGUUUGUGUGGAUGCAAUCUUACAAUGUAAUCAUUACUCAGUUAUUGUACUUUGUAAUUAAAAGUACUUGAGCUUUGUGUGUUUUAUUAGAACAUGCAAAUACCAUUCCCUUCCCUCAUCCUAUGGGUUUAAAAUAGUUUGAACUUUAAAUUAGGUGAACACAGUACUACAACAUGAAAUUAUUUAUUGAGAAUGCAAUAUUAAUAAAUUACUAAAUAUGACUGCAUUGCCUUAGGGAAGUGGCUCAUUCUGACCAAAAUUAACUUGUUUCCUCACAGAUUUGAUUCUCUAUAAAUUGUCCAUAAAAGUCAGAAAAGAGGCUGGAUCCUAUAUUGCUGGCAUAAGUAACUCAGUUUGGAUUUAUUAAGUGUUUUUGUGAAAAUGUGAAGACUGCAACCAGACUUAAUAGUUCGCUGAAUCCCACAGUAAACCUAAUGGAACCUGAUCUGAAAUACUGUUGCUCAAUAUUAUGAACUCUUAAUAUUUGAACAAGGUCUUUAAAAUGGCUAAUUUUCUAUUUUGGCCAUUGCUUUAAAAAUAAACUUCAGUCAGAACUGUUUCUUGGCAGUACUACAAUGAUACUUAACCUCCCUUUUUUUGUAGUUUGAUUUGAUUUUCAAGGCACUGUCUCUAUUGUAAGUUUGUAUUCUCUACUGUCAUUUGAAGUGCUAUAUAAAAAGUAACAUCAGAUUCUCCACAGCCUCUUAGCACAAAUUUGUAUCUGGCAGUGAUACUAAUGUUAUUCAUACUUACACUUUGCAUUUCCUGCUUAAUUCUGUUACACUGUGAUUGCUGGAUCUUGAUCUGGAUGCCAGUGUAAUGCUACUUGAAAAUUGAACUAGCAGUUUUGUAGUUUUACUUGAACUUUUCUUUAGUAUGUUAAAAAAAAACAACCAACCAAACAAAUGAAACCUAGCAAAUCUGGGACAUGAGAAUAUAGCAAAACUUAGCAAAUUUGGGACAUGAGAACAUAAGCACAAAACAGCUGAAAAAUGAGAGGUGUCUUGUUGCUUUCCAUAUUUGUUUGUCACAAUGCUAGAAGUCUGUAUGACAGUAGAUGUAUGUUUCUUCUACUUUGGGCUUUAUUUGCAUAUAUUUUGCUAAUAUGCUUGUAAAUACUUCUUUCUGCUCCUGGUAGGGAGGGAAUCCUCCCCCAACUCUUCAUGUCAGCUUAUAGAAAUUGGUAGUCUAAAGUCAGAGUUUACUAAUGCUACAUAUUCUUAGCUAUGCAAAGCUGCUUCUGUCUAGAAAAUUUUCACUUCCAAAGGAUAUGAAAUCUUAGAAGUAUAAAUUAAACAGCUAUAAAACAAGCCUUGUGAGACCCUGUCUAGUUUUGAACAAUUCAAUCAGUGUUUGUAACUUAAUGUAUGUAACAAACACUCCUUACGAAUUUUUAUUCCAAGGUGCGCACGCAGUCCCUUUUUUCUGUUGAAAACAGAAGGCGGAAUUCCCUGUUAGUCAUAUGUACCUUGAUUGUGUAGAGGCAACAGAACAAAGAAAUGCGACUGCCUUCUACUGCUUUAAAUCCUUAUCCUGCUAACACAUGCUCACGAGCUUAGUCAGAUCUGAUUUUUUUUUUUUUUUUUUUUUUUUUUUUUUUUUUUUGGGUGAGGCUGGGUAGAGAUGUGUGUUGGCAGGAUUGGGAUCGUAGGGUGUUAGGGGUUUUUUAAUAGCCUUUCAAAUAUAAGGUAAGUCAGUAGGACUAGUAAAUACUGAAUCAACAUAGGGUGCUCAACUUGCAAAAGAAUAUGUUACUGAAAUGACAACUCAGAGGUGAACCAAAUGUACUUGCCUUUAUCAUUAAGGUUGUACAGCUUCCUUUGCUUUAAUAUAUUUCUGAUGUGUGUUGUUUUUUUAAACAUGAUCUUAAUGUACAAUUUACUGUUCCAAAUCCUUUUGCACCAAAAUGUUGUAAACAUUCUGGGCCUUGCAAGCUUUUUCAUUCAUGUUUGGUUGAAGGUGCUGCUAUGCUUGUGUUUCUAGUAGAAUAGUCCUACUGUUAACAGACUUCCAUUAAUAAUUUUAUAUGAACACUAUGAGGGACAGGUUUAUUUAAUAGUAGCAAGCUUCCAUGCAUGGUACAAACAUGCAUCUUCUGGUUUUUUCAUUGUUUUUUAACAGUUGAUGUGAAUUUCACAGUGUGCUAGAAGGGUUUGCUGCUUAGAGCAUGACUGAAUUGUCUUGUUUCAAAUGCCAUUGCUAUGCAAUGAACAGAAUCAAGGAACUACAUUGUUCAUCUCUGCAUUGCCUUGCAGUCAGGUUAAGGGUGUGUUUGUAUUCGUGCGUGUGACUCUUCCACUUCACCGAAAAUGUAAUUGGACAGCCUGAAACAGUGGAAAUUCCUGAAGGAACUGCUGAGUUAAACAACAGAAGUCCUUUACUUCUGAUUCUUAUUCAUAUACUGGCUUUACGACAGUAUCGUCAACAUAACUAGCAGUGGAAUACAAUAGAUGACUUGUGAUGCUGUAAACUGUACAUUUCACAACACCUAAUGCUAUACAUGCAUGCUUCAAGCACUUGCAUGCAGAGCUAGAUUGACAGUAUUUGCAAGUGCAUCUAUGAUAAAGCUAGAUAUGAAAGAUAGCCAUAUUCUUUUCAGUUUACAUAAUUCAGCACCUGAUUAUGAUCCAAUUUAAACUUGUAAUUAUUUGGAAUAGAUGAGUAAUAAAUCUCAUGGGUGAAUCUUCUCCAAAGCAUGUGUGAAUUAAUUUCAAUAAGGCUAAGAAAUGUCAUUUAAAAUAUUAUUCUUCACAGCACCAGUGGGAUUUUGACCUAGUGGACAAAUUUAGUUUUCACAUGAUGUCCAUGUUUAAUUCUUGCUAUUUAAGCCAGUAAAUUUGCAAUGAGCAGACAAAAGCAAGCAUUAAUUUCUGAGACCUAUGUAACAAGUGACAAUCCCAAAGAAGGAAUGUUGUCCUAGUAAUUGUGAAACUUUUAAGUAUAUUAAUGCAUGCAGAGAAAAACUUGUGCCAAAAUACUGUUUCAUAUUUCCCUCUGUUGGAAACUGAAGUGUUACACAAAGCUACUAGUAAGUUAUUCACAAGUACUGAAACGUUUUGUCCACAAACUAAGCACUUAUUUAGUCCUGUAAAUUAUACAUAUUUUGGAAUAAAGUUAACUUCAAUCAGU